This is a messenger RNA of Dovyalis caffra, 1416 nucleotides long. NCBI's taxonomy places the organism in Eukaryota, Viridiplantae, Streptophyta, Magnoliopsida, Malpighiales, Salicaceae. The record is from the annotation of a GenBank genome assembly.
AUGUCGAUCGAUAUCAGAAUAGCAAUGGUCAACCUGUGCCUUCUUAUUGUUUUCCUAUUGCAGGUUUUGUUUCAAGUUGUAGUCUCUCAUUCAACUGUUAAGUUUCUUCCUGGGUUUCAUGGUCCUCUUCCCUUUCACCUUGAAACUGGAUAUGUUGGUGUGGGUGAACAAGAGGAUGUACAGCUCUUCUACUACUUUAUGAAGUCCCAAGGGAAUGCUGAAGAGGACCCUCUCUUGCUUUGGCUAACCGGUGGCCCGGGCUGCUCUGCCUUUUCUGGUCUUGUUUUUGAAACCGGUCCGAUACAUUUUGAGAUGAAGGAGUAUAAUGGGAGCUUACCUACAUUUGUCUUGAAUCCAUACUCAUGGACACAGGUUGCCAGCAUAAUAUAUAUAGAUAUGCCUGUGGGCACUGGAUUCUCCUAUGCAAGAACCCCACUUGCUUCACAGAGAGGUGACUUCGAACAAGUUUCGCAAGGUGCCCAAUUUCUUCGGAAGUGGCUAAUGGAUCAUCAAGAAUUCCUCUCAAAUCCAGUCUAUGUUGUCGGUGAGUCCUACACUGGCCUGAUCAUUCCGGCUAUGGUUCAAAUGAUUUCUGAAGGGAACGAUGAGGGUAUCAAACCACCAAUAAAUAUCAAGGGAUACGUACUUGGGAACCCUGUUACUAAUUCUACUUUUGACCUUAACUCGAAGAUACCUUAUGCUCAUGGAAUGGGCCUUAUUUCUGAUGAACUCUAUGAGUCAUUGAAGAAAAGUUGUGGAGGAGAAUAUCAAAAAAUCGACUCAAGCAAUGUAGAGUGUUUGAAAAAUGUAGAGGCUUUUGAUAAGUGCAUUUCAGGAAUUAAAGAAUCGCAUAUUUUGGAACCAAAGUGUAUUUAUGUUUCUCCCCGCCCAGUAGAGAUGUUUGGUAGAAGAAGAUCUCUCAACGAGAACCCUCUAGAGUUCCUCCAUUUGGAACUUGAUUUUCCUGAUACGAUUGGUUGUCGUGAUUAUGGAUUUGUCCUGGCAAGUUAUUGGGCCAAUGACAAUAAUGUCCGGAAAGCACUGCAUAUACGGGAGGGAAGUAUAGGGACAUGGCACCGAUGCAAUUAUAAAUCAUACAAAAACCAAAUUAAGAGCAGCAUCAAGUAUCAUAUAGAUCUUGGGAAUAAAGGUUACCGCAGAUUAAUCUACAGUGGCGAUCAUGACAUGAGGAUACCAUUUUUGGGAACUCAAGCAUGGAUAAGAUCUUUAAACUACUCUCUUAUCGAUGACUGGCGUCCAUGGCACUUUCAAGGUCAAGUUGCAGGGUACACGAGGACUUACUCUAAUCAAUUGGUAUUUGCGACAGUCAAGGGAGGAGGACACACAGCUCCAGAGUUCAGACCUGCUGAAUGUUUGGCCAUGUUGAAAAGAUGGUUAAUUCAAGAAACUUUGUAA